AUGACAGCGAUAUCAAAGCUAGUGAUGUGGAGAAAUGUAACAAUCGAAAUGGUUAAUGCAGAACAAAAUAUGGCCAAAUCGGAAUAUGUCUAUUAAAAAACAGUGUAUGUAUUUUAUCAGCUGGGGGGGGGAGCGGGAUAUUUGGGAUCAAAUUGUCCUGAUGCCUAACAUCCCAAACCUAUUUAAAAAUUAGCCUUUUCACAAUCAGAAAAUCCAUAUUUUGCAGGAACAUCGUUGCUGUCCUAACAAAUUAAAAGACGACGAUUUUCGAACAGAUAUUGUAUGCGAUGAAACACAACAAUUGACUAUGGAAGGUGUAUAUUGUAAGAAUGGACAAAUUUUUGCUAUGAGCAUGAAAACUCUUAAUAAUAAUGAAAAUAAAACUAGAACUAACCAGAAGGGCUCCGCCGGCUAUCGCCGGCUCCUCCUUCUGGGUUGUCGCGGCUUCGCGCUCAGUAUUCUUUUGAUGAACAGUUUGUUUCUCUGAAGUUCUGUUAGAACAUCAAAAUUAAACGUUUUUCAUUGAGAAUUUGAAAACUUUGUUGAGAAACUGGAAGCAAUAUGCAACAUGAUCACUUAGAUGUCUCUUUAUUAUUUUUUAGCCAACAUAUCUAAGCUCUUAAUCUUAAUCUUAACGAACAGUGGUAUAUGAGAUACUUUUUCUGAUCACACAGACGCCGCCCUAACCUUUUGCAAAGGGUGGCAAAAAUCACACAACAAACGCUAAACGCAAACCUAUGCCAUCUCUAUCUCUCUCAGCUCAUUUGAUAAUAUUUGAGAACCCUAUAGAAUUUCAGUUUUCCAAGAUUUAGCAACAUCCGCCAAAAAAAUUUGCAUGAGAAUUAAAAAAGAUUUUUGUGUUUUUUUUUGAAAUUUGCAGUUUUCAGAACCUGCCGUUUUUUGAUCAUUCUAAAAUUUAUUAGGUUUUUUUUAUAACAAACACUUGCCACGUACACAAAAUUUCGCUGUUUUUCACGUUUAUAUUUUGUAAUUUUCAUCUUUUCAGACAAAGUUUGACGUGAAUUUGUUGAAAAUUUCUGAAAACUAACAACAAUUGUCAGUUUGUAAAGGUUUAUCUAAAUUUGAUUCUGAUACAGGAAAUCAAACCGCAAAGGAUAUGUGGUUCAACAUACAUGCUAUACACCGUUUUGUAGAGUUCGAUGAACUGAACAAUUCAUUGCGACCCGAUUUUCGUUUAAAAAAAUUUAAACUUUUUUCAAUAUUUCUGGAAAUACACAGAGUUUUCCGCCUCAAAAACUCAUGUUUAAUUGUAUAUCAUUUAUAUCACCUCGUAGAAAAUUUCUCCCUUUACAAACUUAGUUUUCAGAAGUUUUCAAAAAAGUUUUCAAAAAUUCACGUCAAACUUUGUCUGAAAAAAUAUGAAAAAUUACAAAAUACAAACGUGAAAAACAACAAAAUUUUACGUGGAUAUUUUUUUCUGACCGCCGCCUGGAAUGACACUAUGCAAUUUUCGUUUUUUUUUUCAAAACAAAUAUCCAACAAAUUUUUAAAUUACUGCGAAAUGGAGAAUUCUCAAAACGAUAGAAAUUCUCAAAAUGUCAACCGUUUCAGCAGAUAUUCCUGGGUCAGAAAUCAAAUAAAUUGAAAUUUCGUUCCGAAGUCGUCUAAAAAAACAAAACAUUGAGUUGCAGAAAAUUUUUGCCCUAGAACCAAUUUUGAAUCUUUGUGUGCCCAAUUUUUUUUGAUUUAGCGGAUCAUUUUCCGCGAUUUUUCGGACACAUUUCGGUAUCUAACUCAUUUUGAAAACUGUAUUUAUGGAUUUUAGGUUUCAAAAAAAGGUUUGAUUUCAUUUGGCAUCAACCGAAACUGUUCAUAUUUGUUUUUAUUUGUAAGAUUCCCUUUCUCCUUAAAGGAGUAAAAAAAGAUAAAAUAUCGGAUGAAGGAUUUUUCUGAAAGGAAUAUUUCUUAAAAGAGGAGAAGAAGUGAAGAUGAAGUUGCUUUUAGAUGAAAGAUAAUGUUUCCUUUUAUUUGUUUCCUUUUACAUCUUAUCUCUAUCUUGAAAUCCGUUUGAUAAAAAAUCGGAAGAAAGUUGAGUACUCGAAAGACGUGGAAUUUCAGAAACCUAAACAGAUUUCUCGUAUUUUAAUGAAGAAAAUCGAAAUUUAGCUUUUUGGAAUUACAAAAUUUUUCAGAUAUGUUCUCCUCUUCUGAUAAUAGGAAAAUUCGUUGAGGUUCAUGAAAUUUCAUGUCUUUCGAUUACUCAUAUUUCUUUCCUAUUUAAAAAGAUAUAUAUGAUGUAAAAGGAAAAAUUGAUAGAAAGACAUCUUCUUUCAUUUAAAAGCAACAUCAUCUUUCCCUUAUUCCACCUCCAAGAAAGAGUUCUCUCAGAAAAUCCUUCAUCCGAUAAUUUACCUCUUCCAAAUUUCCCACUCGACCCCCUCUGAGUUUUUACGUUUUUUGUUUGGUUCGAAAGCGACCCAUCAGCUUAACCUGGCCAAAAAACCUGGCACACCCAAUAUUUGAAGGAAGCAUGAACCAUGUUCUUUGUCUUCUAUUGGAAUCAUCAUGCUCAGCCCUACUUUACUGUACAGCGCUGGGGGUAUAAUUGUUUAUUUUCUUUCUUCGAUUUCAUUUCGAAGAAGAAACUUAUUUAUUUCACAGCUUUCUGAACUAAUAUGAGCCUGAACUCACGAUAAAAUACGAUUCAGUGCAUCUUCUUCAUUUCAUUGGAAACCUUUUUCAUCUGAAGUUUCGAAUAACUAAUGAAAAUCUCUACAGUAGUUCAACUCACUUUAUUUUCUAUUAAUUUACCCAACCGAUUAGGAAGAAACUAUUAUCGAGAAAUGCCCAAAAAUUGUUGGCUUCUUCAGAAAAUAGAAAAAUCAGAUAAGAAACGUGUCCUUUAAUUUUUUGUGGAAUAAAAACGUGCUCAUUCUUUUUAUCAUGAAAAAAGUUUAGAUUUUUCACGUGAAAACUCGCGCACUUUUUGAAAAACAAAAUAUUAGCGCACCGAUGGGAACGAAUUUGGGAUUUAAUGGUGAAAGUAUCAUGAAAAACGGCCUUCUGGGAGUUGAGAAAAGUCGAGCGACACAUUUUGAAACCCAAAAAUACAUUGAAAAUUUUGGAUUUUUUCAAACUUUGCAUUUUUUCGCGCACUUAUCAGAAGAGUAGAAAAUGAUACCUGGCUUCCCCACCAAGUAGAAGAAGUUUCCUAACUUCUAGUUCAGGAAUUUUCAAUUUUCAUGCUCUGGGAAUGAAAUGCGGGCUCUGGACACACAUUUUUUAUUUUUGUCAAUUAGUAUAUAGUAAGAUUGCAAUCUCAAUUCGGAUUGUGCUAAAGGAAGCUAUUGUGUGCGUACUCGUAAUCAGGCGCGGAUUAUUAGUAAAACAUGUUUCGUCAUUGAUCCACCGAAAGAAGAAGAUAACACAAUGCUCAUUAUCAUUAUUGUUGUAGUUGUUGUUGUUGUCUUGAUUGCUAUCAUCGGAAUUGUUGCAACAGUUUUGAUUAUUAAGAAGAAAAAAAAAGGAAAGGGUGGUCAAAAUGAGAAGAAAGGAAAGCCUAGCAAAGAGAAGACUGAAAAGAACAGCAAGGAGAAGACUGAGAAAAGUGGAUCGACUGCUUAG
Molecule: messenger RNA, 3585 nt
Organism: Caenorhabditis angaria
Lineage: Eukaryota; Metazoa; Nematoda; Chromadorea; Rhabditida; Rhabditidae
Source: the annotation of a GenBank genome assembly